AUGGCGGCGUGCGCAGAUGAGAUGGGAGUUAAAUCUCAUUGUUUUGCCAUACUCGAUGAUAACAUAAAACAAGAAGACGAAUGCCUACAAAAAACAAUAAUUAAACGUAAAGGCAAAUCAAAUAAGUGGGCAACGAAAAAAGAGCGCAAAUCCCGAGUGAAAAAAGAAAAACCCGACUCGCCCCCUAAACUACCGAAAAACCAAAAAGCCAACAUGUGGACGUGCAAGUUUUGCUUCAACACGUUCGCCUCGCGCAAAGAAAUGUUCGAGCACCGCAAAGAGCACUCGGGCGAGCAGAAACCGCGCUCGGACGAGCAGCAAAAGUACACGUACGACCUCGAACAUGAAAUUUACAUUUGCAACAAUUGCUCGGCCGAGUGCCAGGACCAAGACGAAAUCGAAAAACACAUCCAAACCCACGAAAACAAAUUCACAUGCUCUGUGUGUCAAGAAGAUUUAUACGGGCCUUUAAACUAUACGGUGCAUGCGCAAAAGCACCGUGAUGAUAAAAUGUUUCCUUGUCCUUGGUGCUCAUAUAUGUCUCAGAAAAAAGAAGCAAUGCAAGUGCACAUUAAUAGGCUGCACUUGCAAAUCUACGAUUUCCAAUGCACAAAAUGCGGCAAAUGUUUCAACGAUGCUUUAAGCUUCAAAGAGCAUGAUAAUGUGCAUUUGAAUCUAAAACCUUUCAGCUGUGUGGUUUGUAGUAAGGCGUUUUAUUAUUCCCGAUAUCUUUUGUCGCAUCAAUUACGCACUCACACUGUGAGAGUUUUAGAUCCAGAAUCCAAAACUCAGUGUAAUAUUUGCCAGAAAAUAUUUGCAAGACUUGAUACGUUGGAGAAACAUUACACUGCUAAGCAUUUAACAGUGCGUACUGGGCCUUAUGAGAAGAAGCAUUUGUGUGACGUUUGCGGACAAGGUUUUUCAAGGCCUGAUAAGUUAAAAAUCCACUACAGAAAACAUACAGGCGAAAAACCCUAUAGUUGCGUCUAUUGCAGCAAAAGCUUUAUUAAACGUGAUUAUUUGAUUAUGCACGAACGCAUUCACUCGGGCGAAAAGCCUUAUUCUUGCGAAAUUUGCGGCAAAUGCUUCAAUCAAGGCGCCCCAUUGAGGAUUCAUUUGAGAAGCCACACUGGAGAACGGCCUUAUCUUUGUCCUUAUUGCGGAGCUGGAUCUGUUUCUAGAGGCGCCUUAAACAGUCACAUUAAAAGCUGUAUUGGGACCCAAACUAUACAAUAG
This is a messenger RNA of Ceutorhynchus assimilis (cabbage seed weevil), 1236 nucleotides long. The record is from the annotation of a GenBank genome assembly. NCBI's taxonomy places the organism in Eukaryota, Metazoa, Arthropoda, Insecta, Coleoptera, Curculionidae.